Messenger RNA from Molossus molossus (Pallas's mastiff bat), 1707 nucleotides. RefSeq names its product VANGL planar cell polarity protein 1 (gene VANGL1). The transcript has 7 exons. The record is from RefSeq and is a predicted model, not a curated record. The coding region runs from base 133 to 1707 and encodes 524 amino acids. Lineage: Eukaryota; Metazoa; Chordata; Mammalia; Chiroptera; Molossidae. Gene Ontology annotation, cellular component: plasma membrane. Gene Ontology annotation, biological process: multicellular organism development.
AAUUUGUCGCUGUUGAAGAGUGGCUCCUUGAUUCCCAGACCCUUGCGGUUUUAGGAACCCAGUCGGUGAAAUCCUCUACCUCGGCCGAGAAACAGUGCCUACUGCCUCAUCGAGAGCGAGCUCUCCAUUGCUAUGGAUACCGAAUCCACGUAUUCUGGAUAUUCGUACUAUUCCAGUCAUUCGAAAAAGUCUCACAGACAAGGUGAAAGAAAUAGAGAGAGACACAAGUCACCCCGGAGUAAAGAUGGCCGAGGGUCAGAAAGAGCCGUCACCAUCCAGGCUCCCACCGGAGAACCCCUGUUGGCAAAUGAUUCCACCCGGACGGAGGAAGUUCAGGAUGACAACUGGGGAGAGACCACCACGGCCAUCACAGGCACCUCGGAGCACAGCAUAUCACAGGAGGACAUUGCCAGGAUCAGCAAGGACAUGGAGGACAGUGUGGGACUGGACUGUAAGCGCUACCUGGGCCUCACCGUCGCUGCGGUGCUUGGACUUCUAGUUUUCCUCACCCCCGUCGCCUUCAUCCUGUUACCCCCCAUCCUGUGGCGGGACGAGCUGGAGCCCUGCGGCACCAUCUGCGAGGGACUCUUCAUCUCCGUGGCCUUCAAACUCGUCAUUCUGCUCAUCGGGACCUGGGCACUCUUCUUCCGAAAGCAGAGAGCUGACAUGCCACGGGUGUUUGUGUUCCGUGCCCUUUUGUUGGUCCUCAUCUUUCUCUUUGUGGUUUCCUAUUGGCUUUUUUACGGGGUCCGAAUUCUGGACUCUCGGGACCGGAACUACCAGGGCAUUGUGCAAUACGCAGUCUCGCUUGUGGAUGCGCUCCUCUUCAUCCACUACCUGGCCAUCGUCCUGCUGGAGCUCAGGCAGCUGCAGCCCACGUUCACGCUGCAGGUGGUCCGCUCCACCGACGGCGAGUCCCGCUUCUACAGCUUGGGACACCUCAGUAUCCAGCGAGCAGCAUUGGUGGUUCUGGAAAAUUACUAUAAAGAUUUCACCAUCUAUAAUCCCAAUCUCCUAACAGCCUCCAAAUUCCGAGCUGCCAAGCACAUGGCGGGGCUGAAAGUCUACAACGUAGAUGGCCCCAGUAACAAUGCCACCGGCCAGUCCCGGGCCAUGAUCGCCGCAGCGGCUCGGCGCAGGGACUCCAGCCACAACGAGCUGUAUUACGAGGAGGCGGAACAUGAGCGGCGGGUAAAGAAGCGGAGAGCAAGGCUGGUGGUCGCGGUGGAGGAGGCCUUCAUUCACAUCCAGCGUCUCCAGGCCGAGGAGCAGCAGAAGACCCCGGGGGAGGUGAUGGACCCCAGGGAGGCUGCGCAAGCCAUCUUCCCGUCCAUGGCCCGGGCCCUGCAGAAGUACCUGCGCACCACGCGGCAGCAGCACUACCACAGCAUGGAGAGCAUCCUGCAGCACCUGGCCUUCUGCAUCACCCACAGCAUGACCCCGAAGGCCUUUCUGGAGCGGUACCUCCGCGCGGGCCCCACGCUGCAGUAUGACAAGGAGCGCUGGCUGUCCACACAGUGGCGACUCAUCAGUGACGAGGCCGUGACGAACGGAUUGCGGGAUGGACUCGUUUUCGUCCUGAAAUGCUUGGACUUCAGCCUCGUCAUCAAUGUGAAGAAAAUCCCCUUCAUCGUGCUCUCGGAAGAGUUCGUAGACCCCAAAUCUCACAAAUUUGUCCUCCGCUUACAGUCUGAGACGUCGGUUUAA